Messenger RNA from Vanrija pseudolonga, 2258 nucleotides. RefSeq names its product Cytoskeletal signaling protein slm1 (gene slm1). NCBI's taxonomy places the organism in Eukaryota, Fungi, Basidiomycota, Tremellomycetes, Trichosporonales, Trichosporonaceae. The record is from RefSeq and is a predicted model, not a curated record. The coding region runs from base 119 to 1999 and encodes 626 amino acids. The transcript is spliced from 4 exons.
CAACACCACCGACGAGCAACAUCGCAUCCCCUCAUCUUCGACUUUGACUUUUCUCUCCUCUCCACACUCUAACACAUCUCACCCACAUCCACUUCCACAUCGCACACACUCAUCCACAAUGUCCCACUUUGACACGUUGUCGCGCACAACGUCAAACGGCGGCCGCUCGACCGUGUCCCGCAGCCAGUCCUUGAUCAAGAAGAACACUGCUAGCCAUGAGCUCAAGCCCUCGGACAUCCUCAUCGAGCGCUUCACCGCCUGGAAGCAGAUUGUCAAGAUGCUUAUUUCCUACUUUGAAGGCGUCGCAGACAUUGAGGGCAACACGUCCAAGGAGCUCACCAAGCUCGCGGCCGUGAUCCAGGUGCCGUUCCGCCCCGGAAACCAGUUCCUCGGCGAGGGUGGCAUGCAGGACGUCUUCUACACCAUCCGCGACAAGACCCGCGUCAUUGCCGACUCGCACGCGUCGCUCGCUCGCACGAUCGAGUCGUCGAUUGUUCAGCACCUCCAAAAGCUCCGCACCGAGAUCAAGGCGCACAUCAAGAAUGUCCAGAACGACACUGGCAAACUCGCCGCCUCGGUCGCCCGCGAGCGCGAGCUGUCCAACCGCGCGCUCGCCGACCUCGCCCGCGCCGUGUCGGCCGUCAACAACACGCCGAUGCAGAUCAGCGCCAAGGAGGACCCGUACGCCGUCAACAUUGCCGUCCUCAAGCAGCUCCAGAGGCAGGUUCACGAGGAGAAUGCCCUCCAAAAGUCGAUUGUCAUCAUGCAGCAGAACUCGGCCCACUUUGAGGAGGGCAUUGUCAGGUCGAUCCAGUCGGCCUGGUCCACAUUCGACGAGUGGCAGAGCCGCAUGUCCGUCUCGGUCCAGGAGACGUGGCGCCAGCUCGGCGUCAACAUGGCCCAGCUCAUGCCCGACCGCGAGUGGAUCUCGUUUGCCGCCCGCUCGGACCACCUCCUCGACCCCGAGACUCCUCUCCGUAACCCUGACGCCAUCGACUACCCCGGCCGCAACGACCCCUCGGUCAUCCCCGUCCACUGUGGUCUGCUCGAGCGCAAGAAGCGCUUCACCAAGACAUACCGCGAGGGCUACUACGUGCUUACCCCCGCUGGCUUCCUCCACGAGUACGCCUCGUCUGACCCCACGACUGCUACCCACCCCAUCUGGUCCCUCUUCCUGCCGUCGUGCACCCUCGGCCCCCCUUCGUCGGCCACCACUGCCAAGUCGCACAAGUUCCACAUUGAGACGCGCAAGGACGGCACCAGCGCGUUCGGCAAGACGCCAGGCAAGGGUCUGUUCGGUGGCGGCGGUGAGGCCUUCACCUUCCGCGCUCGCUCGCACGAGGAGAUGAUGGAGGUGUGGAACGACCUCCGCAUGCUUGUGGCCCGCUACCUUGUUGCCUCGGAGCAGAUGGAGCGUGACGGUCCCAUCGCUCAGGCCGUCCGCUCGGUCGGCUACCACUCUGACGAGGAGGAGGAGGAUGAGGACGAGGAGGACGGUUCGUCGAUCGAGGCCGAGGAGGAGGACGAGGAGCUGGAGGACGACCACCACGAGCACGAGCACGCCGCCCACGCCCACGCUCAUGCCCACGCCGAGGAGGUGCCAGCAUACACUGCCAGCGGCGCUCAGAUCGAGGUUGGCCCCAACGGCUACGCACUCGAGAAGAAGCAGAAGCCAACAUCGCCUGCGCCCCGUGACGAGGCGAGCAGUGCUGGAGCCAGCCGCCGUGAAGAAAAGGCCCCCGCUCGCGAGGAGCCUACUACUGGUGAGGCACCGUCUGUUGGUGGUGGUUCUGGUAACGGUGGUGGUGGUGGUGCUGGUCGCGCCUCGACGACCGCCGACGACGAGCCGCCCCAGUCAGCGGCGUCCUCUUCUGCGCCUUCGCGUCCGCCGCGGGCGGCGCGUCCUCCCACGGAUGACGAGCCGGACACUGUCGAGGCGGACAAGGACGAGCCCGAGGAGCAGCCGAGCAUGCUCAAGCGUCUCGGCCUGUCGUACUAGGCGCGGGGAGGACGACGGCGACACACCUACACCAACACCAACACCCAACCAGCCACCAAAAAUACAUGUAAAAGAGCGCGCUGACGUGAUUUGUAGCCGACGACUGAGAGCACCAUCAUAAUAUACACGUGUCGCCGAAGCGACGAGACGGAGAUAUUGUAUCUUGAGGAGGGGAGGUGGGGAGGGGAGGGAGGAAGUUGCAAGGGAGUCAUAUACAUGUUCGUUUUACUGCUUGACUAUAAAUGCACCAGUGAUUGAG